AUGCCCUCUGAUCGAGACCCCGAAGACCCAGAUCGCAACAAGAAGCCCGAAAAGAUGCCCCACGAGGAGAGCGAGAGCAACCCGUUCGUCGCCUUCCGCCGCUUCGCCGAUGAACAAGUCUCCUCCGUCUUACAAUCCAUCACCGGUCUCCCAUCCGCCGUGUCGCCUCCCCAGCCAGACCACUGGACUAUCUUCACCGACGACAAAGCCUACAACAGCAUGAAAUUCCGACAGCGAGACGGUACCAGCGCAAACAGUGCGGGGGAUCAGAACUAUACGUCAGGUGGAAGCGCCGAGGGUAGCUCAUCCGGAAAUCGGGACGACAACGACAACCCUUCAGAUAACAACGGUGGCACACCCAUCUCAAAUUCAUCACAGUAUCGACCACCCACAGAAUCAGACUCCAAGACCUCGCAGUCGCGCCAACGUUGGUCCAACGAACCAUCCGACCCGCUUAGCCUCGACGCGCUCUCCUUCCCGCUCUUCUCUCAGCCCUUUCGCACAAACUUCACCUUUUCCAUGCCAUCAUUCUUCCAGCACUUCGAUGACCAGUGGCCUCUGAAUUACAUCACAUUCAGCCCCUACUCCCCUCUACACCUAGAACGGCAAGCACGCGACCUAGCGCGCCACGAAAAGGGCGUGUUUUCAUCCCUCGUGUCCUCCUUCCGGGAAGAGUCGGACCGUGACCCCAACGAGCCGCAAUGGCGCGAGGCCUUUGAAGAUCUCCUCCGAGUAGAAAAUGGCAUGUCGCUGUUGGAUCGCGACAGGUUGAUCGCGGGUAGAACCGAGAGCGAAUGGGACUGGCUGAAAGGACUAGUCAAGCGUGGGAGUAUGGGCCCCGGAUUCCAAUUCGUAUCGGGUCCGGGCAUGAAUGGAGUCUAUGGCAUCCAAGGCGCUGAAACCUACCGGGACAAAUUCUCAGAGGCGGCGGAAGCUGAACCGGAUGACGAGCUGGCCUUGUACGAGCGCUUCAUGCAGGAUCUCGAGGCUUGGGAGCGAGAUUUCUCUCAGGCUUUUAACAGAAGUCACAUUCUGCGCUCUCUAGUUGAAAAUCGCCAAAACAGACAUCAACUGGAGGAGUUGAAUCAGUCUGAUUUCCCUCGUGGCUUACCUCCACUCGAGGACGAACAAGGCGACGAUGAUAACGAGAGCUGGCUCGAUCUUGUCUCGGGCGGAAACCGGAAAUCCGUUCCUGAGACACCCGUCGAUUCUGUUCCCGCAAAUGGAUCCCCAUCAUCUCAGAUCAUCUCCACCAUGUCUCGGACAGAACAAACACGGCUCCCCGAUGGCUCGGUCCAAACAAAGAAAGUCGUGACGAAACGUUAUGCUGACGGCCGCGAAGAGACGGAUUCAUCGGUCGAGACGACUCAUCCUCGUCCUGGAAACGCGGACUCUUCGAGCUCGGGAGAGGACGAGUCCAAGCCGAAAAAUGGUUGGUUCUGGAAGGAAUGA
This is a messenger RNA of Penicillium cataractarum, 1452 nucleotides long. RefSeq lists its product as uncharacterized. Bases 1 to 1452 code for a protein of 483 amino acids. NCBI's taxonomy places the organism in Eukaryota, Fungi, Ascomycota, Eurotiomycetes, Eurotiales, Aspergillaceae. The transcript has a single exon. The record is from RefSeq and is a predicted model, not a curated record.